Messenger RNA from Hydatigera taeniaeformis, 3129 nucleotides. Lineage: Eukaryota; Metazoa; Platyhelminthes; Cestoda; Cyclophyllidea; Taeniidae. The record is from the annotation of a GenBank genome assembly.
AUGAAGAGUGUACCACACGCCCUGGAAAAAGUCCUGAGGCGGAUAGUUUUGGAGUUAUUGAGUGAAGAUAAUUUGAUGUCAUUACACACAUAUAGCUAUUCCAAGGGUGUCGCCUCACCAGAGCGUUUUGUACGGACUCGAUUAUACUUCACGAGUGAGAGUCAUCUGCAUUCCAUUCUCACCUGUCUGGAACAUGGAGGUCUGGCAGAUGCGGCCACAGAUGAACAGUGGAAACGAGCAAUGGACUACGUGAGCACUGUGCCCGAGCUCAACUACCUCUCUCAGGUGGUCAUUAUGAUCUACGAGGAUCCUACUGUGGAACCCAAAACCGAGAAGAAAUUUCAUGUAGAAUUGCACUUCAGUCCCGGAGCGCAUGCCCUGUGUCGAGAUUUGCCCGCUGGCUCGGGUUUUAGACCUGGUCGACGAGAGAUACUUCUCUUCUCUGAAAUUAAUCUUUUUUUUUCAUUUAUUCCCUCCAUUCCUCCCUCUCCACCCAUCCUUCCUCCUCCUCCAUCCCUCUAUUUUUUUUAUUUUAAUACGGAAAUUGCAUGUCCUGCUUUGCUUUAUUUGAUUUCACACCCACUUUUACUUCACAUUGUUCGAAUGUGUUUACACUCUCAUGCUUCUAACUUGUGUGCAUGGAACCAGAACGGUUGUUGCUCACAGACCAGCUUGCUUAGUAGCUCCACCUCCCUUGCCGAGACGAGUUUUGACUCAGCCAGUGAGCAUGCGGGUGUGGAUGCCACCUCAGGCCACUCUCCUCCUACAGCCUCCUCUCGCAAAAUCGUCUUCUCCUCUCGUAAUCAAUCAGUAGGCAAGACAACCGUGACUAGUUGUCGCAGUCUCUGCAUUGAUCGUUCACUCCCCUCUGAUUUGCACGAAGUUGGCAGAAUUUCAGAACCGCCAGCUGCUACCACCAAUACUACUACUGCCACUAGUGGUGCUACCACCUCUACCAUCAACAAGGUGUCAAGCAAAUUGCAUUGUGAGAAACACCGAAAAAGUCAACGGUUUUCACGACAAACUUCUGCCAUCUACCGUCCUAAAGAAAACGUCUCGGGUCUGUGUUACGCCAAUGUGGUGAAUCAGGACGCAGUAAUGGGGCAUCGAUCACGAAUGCAUGAGUUGUGGUUGGAUAAUAUGCGAAAUUUGCAUCGUCAACAACAAAACAACCUUAAACGCGGAUCUGAGCGUUCUAUGAGCACAGGACCUAUGGUGGAGCAUGCCGUGAGUGAAGGUAAUACGACAUGGCUAGAAAAGACGCUUACAACUCUAUGCAAACCUCCUCAACGUGCACUUGAUUUGAAUGGAGGAAAUGCUUCACAGCCUCCAUCGAGACCCACUUCAGCGCAUUUAUCUCAGAAACAUGGCAGAUUCACUGUCACCUCCUCACAAGAGUCGUCAUCAUCAAAACCACAACCACUUGGAAAUCCACGGAGUCCAUCUUGGUUCACUGAUACUAUCGAUUUGGAUGAGGAUGGUAUUGCAAUAACUGGAGAAUCCGAGGUUUCCACAUCUCAUUCCACUCUUGAUUUGGCUGUUGCUACGCCCUUGGCUAGUAAGAGGUCAUCGCCAUCAUCGAAUUCACCAUCAUCAAAGGUAGAAAAAUCGAGAUACUUUUCGGCAACAACUCCAGGCUCUCCGGUGAAGUGGCGUUGUCGAACUGAUGUCUCUCCACUCUCUACUAUCACCACGCCUAUCUCACGACGCAUGAGUUUUGGUGAUCAACCACCAGAAUUCUGUCCACUUCAGAAGAAGUCCUCAGGCAUUGGAGUAGAGAGUGGCGGUGCAAAAGAGGGCGGUGAAGAAGGCGGAGAUGGCACCGAUGAGACUUCGGCCACAAUAGCACAAGUCUAUACCUCAUUAGACUCAGUGAAACCAGAUCGGGCAAAGGAGUUAUUUAAUCAGGGCGCACCAGUGGCUCAGUGGUUGAUGGAGUACUUUGAUCAAAUUGAGAAAGCCAAAUGGAACAAAGUUGGAUCUCAAGGGGAUGAAGAUGAGACAGGGGAGGUGGAGGUGGAGGUGGAGCAACAAGAGCAUCGAGGAUCCCUUAAACCCGUUGAUUAUAAACCCAUUCUCUCUGCAGCUGACUAUCUCAAGGCCGAUGCUUGUGCCUCAGUGGUAGAAUGGAUUCCAAAGGCAUCUAGUUGUCAUGACAAUCAUCGAGGGCUGAAUUCCGCAGCACUGUGUCAAUGGUCGGAUCGCGACGAAUGUGAUUUGCAUUUCUCGAUUUCUCCAACAUCUGUUUCUUUUUGUCCCAAUUUGGCAGACCAAACAAUGCCAUCACGCACGGAAGAUGUUCAAAUGAUGCCUAAGAAGCCUUUUGAAAACACAUUAGAAGGGGAUGUGGAAGUGGAGAAUAUUCCAAUUUUGAUGAGGAAUUCUGUGCCCAAGGCAGUGCACAUUGAAGCACCAUCAGACAAUUCAAGGGAGGGCUCUUCCAAUGCCCUGCAUCAUGAUGUUAAUGGUCUGGAUACGAAAGAGUUAAAUGCUCUCACCUAUCCAAACUAUCAAAUGCAAAUCGACUUCAAGGAUACAAGCUCUCCCUGUUGCAAAAGACGUCAUCGCGGGCUCAUCAGCACUGCAGUGAUUCGUGGAUCACGCGACACUUAUUCAAGCAGUGUUCCUGACCUCGUCCAGCUACUAAAUUGCUCCGACAGUGAUGGUCAAUCUCAGACUGAAAGUAUGCCUCCCCAAAACCCAGCAGACCUUAUGGUACCCAGUGCACCAAGCGUGCCAGAGAUCUAUCCACUGGAGACGCUGCACAACGCAAUGACUUUGCAUCAAUUGGAGAGUUUCUUCACCCGAUUGACAACUACUAAGUUUCCUUCUCCUUUUACCUCUCCUUGUCUCUCCUCAGCCGGGGCUGGGGGUGGAGGAGUCAGCUCCGUCUCGUCCGCAGAGCACGUUAGUAAGACGAACUCGGAGGCAACGCGUGGCCGAUACACUCCUGCUCCAGCCCCCAUGGACAGGAACGCAACACCUUCCUCACCAUCUACUUCUAACACCUCUACAUCUUGCAGCACUCAUGCAGAAACUAGACGGUCUGCUUCGGAACCUGGAGAAUUCGUGACUGCCGCCUCGACGGCUACAGUGAUGAAGGCGGCCAGCUACCCUUCUGAGCAGUAA